AGAAAGUAUGGCCACAAAAUUGGAGCGUACACAAACUGUUUUGCAAUCCGAGAGUGAAAGCUCGACGCAUCUGAGCGAGUCACUGCUUACCUGACAACGAUACUUGACACACGACCAACACACGACAUUAUGGGUGCCUCACACAGCGAGCACGCUCCAAAGCCUGAGAAAGCCGACCUGGUGAAGAAGAUCAAGGCGCGGCUGGCAGCAGUGGACCCCAACAAGGCGAGGGCACUGGGCGGAGUGUUCCUCUUCAACAUCAUCAAGGGAACCAGCGUUUAUUCUUGGACUUUAGACCUCAACCAAGUGAAAGUGUACGAAGGCGAACCCGACGAGGACCCUGACUCCACGUUCACCCUCACCGAGCACUACUUCAAGCAGCUCGUCACCGGCAGAGAAGAUGCCAGAGUCAUCGUACAAGCUGGACGCUGCUCCGUUACCGGAGAUAUCAUGAGAGCAAUGCAACUUGAACCCUAUAUUAAGCUUGAAUAGAGUUUAUUUUAGAGACAUAAUCAGAUAUUUUGUUCAAAAAAGAG
Messenger RNA from Spodoptera littoralis (African cotton leafworm), 536 nucleotides. The record is from the annotation of a GenBank genome assembly. NCBI's taxonomy places the organism in Eukaryota, Metazoa, Arthropoda, Insecta, Lepidoptera, Noctuidae.